GGUAACUCUGGCCUUGGCUUCAGCAUAGCGGGAGGAAUCGACAACCCCCACGUUCCAGAUGACCCAGGCAUCUUCAUCACCAAAAUCAUCCCUGGGGGAGCGGCAGCCAUGGACGGCCGUCUGGGGGUGAAUGACUGCGUGCUGCGGGUGAAUGAUGUGGAUGUCUCCGAGGUGGUGCACAGCAAAGCCGUGGAGGCCCUGAAGGAAGCAGGCCCUGUGGUGCGGCUCGUGGUGCGCCGCCGGCAGCCCCCACCUGAGACCAUCAUGGAGGUCAACCUGAUGAAGGGCCCCAAAGGCCUGGGGUUCAGCAUUGCAGGGGGCAUUGGGAACCAGCACAUCCCUGGGGACAACAGCAUCUACAUCACCAAGAUCAUCGAGGGAGGCGCUGCCCAGAAGGAUGGGCGCCUGCAGAUUGGGGACCGGCUGCUCGCGGUGAAUAACACGAACCUGCAGGAUGUGCGGCAUGAGGAGGCAGUGGCUGCCCUGAAGAACACGUCUGACAUGGUGUACCUGAAAGUGGCCAAGCCUGGCAACAUCCACCUCAACGACAUGUAUGCGCCCCCCGACUAUGCCAGCACCUUCUCAGCCUUGGCUGACAACCACAUAAGCCAUAACUCCAAUCUGGGCUACUUGGGCAGCGUUGAGAGCAAGCCUGCCUACCCUGUCCCUCCCCAGGUGACUCCAUCCAGGUAUUCGCCCAUCCCUCGGCAUAUGAUUGGGGACGAGGACUUCACCAGGGAGCCCCGGAAAAUCAUCCUGCACAAAGGCUCCACUGGCCUAGGCUUCAACAUCGUUGGAGGGGAAGAUGGUGAGGGGAUCUUUGUGUCCUUCAUCCUGGCUGGAGGGCCCGCCGACCUC
Messenger RNA from Balearica regulorum gibbericeps (East African grey crowned-crane), 858 nucleotides. Lineage: Eukaryota; Metazoa; Chordata; Aves; Gruiformes; Gruidae. The record is from RefSeq and is a predicted model, not a curated record.